Molecule: messenger RNA, 210 nt
Organism: Trypanosoma grayi
Lineage: Eukaryota; Euglenozoa; Kinetoplastea; Trypanosomatida; Trypanosomatidae
Exons: 1
Coding region: 1-210 (69 amino acids)
Source: RefSeq, a predicted model, not a curated record
AUGGAGCUGCAGCGCACCAUACAGAGUACAGCGACAGGCGUCGUGGAGGUGCGCAAGGCGGCGUACCAGGGCUGCAGAGAAACGAAUCACCGCUGCGAGUCCAUCGGCUUCUACGGCCGCCCAAAGCCGGACAGGAGCUCUGUCUUCUUCUUCGCCUGUGCGCACCCCAUGCGUGCGCGUGCGCUGAAGAUGGACAGUGGCGAGGAUUGA